AGCAGCAGCCGCCGCAGGGAGCUGCUCCGGGCCACAGCGGCGAGCUGCCGGCCCUGUGCUGCGAGGGGCGCCGUGCCCCGCUCCGGGCGGUGAGGCUGCUCCGCCCGCCGCUCCCUGUGCUGCUCCUUCCCCCGUCCCCUCCGCUGUGGCGCGGGCCGGCCGGGCUCCCGCACCCCUGGGUUUGCGGCGCGGACUCCGCCGGGAUCCACGCACAGCACCGAGGAGGCUCCAUAUCCGCCAGAGGAGCGGGGAAAGGCGGUGUUUGGCGCUGGCGGCCGGCCCUGCCCCUGCCCCGGGCCUGGCGGGCCGGGCAGCGCCUCCGCGGCCCCAUCGCUGCUGCCGAGGCCGAGCUGCGGGGGAUUGAUUGGGUCUGUGCGCUGCGGAAACAUCGCAGCGCCUGAAUUCGCCUCUCUCUAUUCCGAGCCAUAUCCUUCUGCACUUCAUCUCUUUAACUGGGUUUUGGGCAGGUACCGAUCUCAAAGUGCUCACCGAAUUCUUUCUGCGAAGUUUUCUCACAGAACAUCGACUGAGUGGUAACAGUUUCUGAACUGAUGUUAACAGUUUUCUGCUGAGCUUCAGUCCCAGGCUGCUGCCUUUGUUUUGUGCUAAGAAGCCAAUGCAGCCGCUCACCCUUGGCAUUCGUCUCCAUGCAGCAGCAGUGGAGCUGAGGCACUAAUACCUUGAGACCUUCAGUUUUAUGCUUUCUUGACUUGCCAAACAGUAGCCUAAUUCUUCAGGACUUGCAGCAGUGUGAAAUGUAAUCAGUGGUAGUGCGUUUUGGUACUGGAAUGAUGACUACUGCAGAAGUUGUUAAGAAGAAGGAAAAUUAUACUAGUGUGCAUGAAGCAGUGAAAGCUGGGGAUGUAGAGCAGCUUGCAUCGAUGAUGAAAAGUGGAGCCAGUAUUAAUGAGGUGGAUGUAGUUCACAAGUUCACACCCUUGCAGUGUGCUGCCCACUCAGGAAGUCUGGAGUGCCUUCAGUGGCUGCUGUGGCAGGGAGCUGACACCACGCGUGUGACUGAGAGAGGCUGGACAGCGGCUCACCUCGCGGCCAUCCGAGGGCAGCAUGCCUGCAUGCAGGCCCUGUUGCUGAGCGGAGCGGACGCGGCGGCUCGGGACGAGCGCGGGUGCACGGCCGCGCACCUGGCUGCAGCCCACGGGCACCCACGCACCCUGCAGACCCUGCUGCGCUCGGGGGCGGAUGUAAAUGUUUCAGACAGGAAUGACUGGAAGCCUGUUCAUUAUGCUGCUUUUCACGGUCGCUUGGGGUGUUUGCAGCUUCUUGUUCGAUGGGGAGCGUGUGUAGAUGAUGUGGAUAACAAUGGAAACCUUCCAGCACAUCUGGCAGCAGUGGAAGGCCACUUGCAUUGCUUUAAGUUCUUGGUUGGGAAAAUGGCCAGUCUUACGCGCACUCUGAAAGCCAGGAAUGACCAUGGAGAGACUCCAAGGGACUUGGCUGAACGGUUCUAUAAAGAUAGAAUUCUGCAAUAUAUUGAUGGUCUGGAAAAAGAGAAGGAACAUCCAGAGACACAGGAAGCUGCUGAACGGGGCCAUAUCCAUUGCUUACAGUGGUUGCUUGAAAUGGGAGCUGACUGUGACAUUACAAAUUAUGCUGGAGAGACUCCAGAGGAUGUAGCCAAGAGAUUUGGCCAUCUGGCAGCUGUGGAAGUUUUGACACCAAGAACUGCAAAUGAUAACUCAAGUGAUGAAGAACUAGAUGCAAACAACAUGAAGUUUUUUGAAACACAUGGUGUGGAAGGAAGUACAGAUAGCAAAGAAGAUUUAACCCUGGAUAAAGCAGAGAAAAGGAAUGCAUGCAUGAGGGCCUAUCACAAGAUUAAAGAACUUCAGCGACUUCUAGAAAUUGCCUACAGCAACUACAGACAGCUGGGGGGAGUAACUGAAGAGGAGUGGAAGAUGAAAAAAGAAAGGAAAGUUGAGAAGGCUGUGCGGGAGCUGGAGGCCCAGCUGGAAUAUGAGCGAGUCAGGCGGGAGAAGCUGGAGAGCCAGCUGGAUGAUUACCGUGCUGAGAUAAACCAGCUCCGACAGGGCCGGGGGAAAACCCGCACGGCCUCUGCUGCCUCCGCGGAAGCUGAGACAAUGGCCGAGUCUUGCGAAGACAAAACCAAAAUAAAGCAGCAGCCAGCCUGCAGCCCAGGAGGAGUGAGACUAUGCUGAGGAACAAACCUCAAAGGAGGGGCAGCAGACUGUGGAGGUAUAGAAACAAUAUUACAGAUAAUGCAAAGUGUUUGCACAGUCCAGCUCUGCAGGUGAGCUGUGGGUCUCUACCUUUCACUGACCUGUUUUUAGUUCUCUGGCCCAAUAACAGGAAAGUCACAGGCCCUCACAGUUCUGAGGAAAGUAUCUCCAUCCACUGGUCUAUUUUGUACUUCUAUCUUAGGAUGGAAAAAGUGCACAUUACCUCCUAGCAUAUUCUGUGUGGAAGCUGAAUAGUGGAUGGGAGAAUUAUUUCUCAGCUGCAGAGAGGUGCCAAGCCCCUUGAUUUUGAUCUUUAGUCACUCCUAAAGAAGGCAGGAAGUGACUCCUUUGUGAGGUGCCAGCUAACCUGCAGCAGUCGGUCUGAGUGUAACUCAGGGCUGAAGGGUUUACUAAGUUAUGGGGCAGCUUGUGGUUAGAAAUGGCAACCCUGAACUCUUCUCUACACCUAAAAAUCAUUUAAUAACAACACAUAUAAAAGUU
Molecule: messenger RNA, 2699 nt
Organism: Oenanthe melanoleuca
Lineage: Eukaryota; Metazoa; Chordata; Aves; Passeriformes; Muscicapidae
Gene: ANKRD42
Product: ankyrin repeat domain 42
Exons: 13
Coding region: 789-2177 (462 amino acids)
Molecular function (GO): protein binding
Source: RefSeq, a predicted model, not a curated record